UUCACGUCACAACAAUAUUCUACAUCAAUCGUUCUGUUGGAAUUCAGCGUGCAGCCGCGGUUUCACAUCUGCGCCUCUGUCGUUCACCCAGGUGGGAUUGGAUUUGAGCACAAACGCAUACCUCAACAAGAAUGGCUAUCGCAAUCGUCAAGAUCGGAAUUUCAUUGAAAAUGCUACCAAAUAACAGUGCCGUGUUCUUCAAAUCGGACGGUGGGAGAUUUGACCAAACCAGGACGAUUAAAUUGCUAACGGGGUCAAAGUACAAGAUUGAAGUGGUUGUCAAACCUGGGGCUGCAGAGGCAACCACUAUGAGUGUAGGCGGAGUCAUCUUCCCCUUGGAGCAGAAGUCUAGAGACCCCCAGUCUGUAGUCUACACUGGCGUCUACAACACAGAGGGCAUGACUCACACCAAGAGUGGAGACAGACAAGCUGUACAGAUCAGCUUGCAGUUCCCAGAGGUGGGCUCUUUUGAAGUGGUGUGGCAGGUGAAGUACUACAACUACAACAAGAGGGACCACUGCCAGGGAGGCAACAGUUUCAACAGCAUCGAGUACGAGUGCAAGCCCAACGAGACACGCAGCCUGAUGUGGGUCAACAAGGAGCUGUUCGUCUGAUGGACCAACCAACACAGACAGCAUCAGGGUUGUGUUCAUUAGGCACCAAAACGGAAGUUAACGUAGUGAAACUGGGCGGUACUACCUGAAAUUACAAAAGCUGAAGAACAUACGCACAUCCAGGUGCUUUCCGCAGGUGCUGGAGUUGUAGGCAAAGUCAUGGAACACAGAAAGGAAAACGCCUCACCUGAAAUUAGCCAAUGAAAAUACCUGUUACAGUUUUCCUUUGCAAAAUGUUUUGCUACGGUGUGCCCUAAUGAACACGACCCUGAUGCCACUGAAAUGAGAGAUGGAUGACAAUCAGCUGCUGUGUGUUUCAGCUGUAGCCAGCCUGUAAACCCCUCAAAGUGGAUCAUUUGCUGACUACUCGUGAAACUGUUAACCCAAACAUCUUUUCCUCCGAGUCUGUUGUGGCAUAAUGUUCACCCUCAGGUGUAUUCUGUUCCAUGGAGUGCUUGUGUGUGUGUGUUAUCUAUUUAUAUGUAUGAAGGGUGUGUGUGUGUGUGUGUGUGUGUGUGUGUGUGUGUGUGUGUGUGUGUGUGUGUGUGCGCGCAUCUAUGCGUCCAUGAAGGCAGUAUGUUAAUACGUACGCUGUAUGUGCAGAUGUUGCGUGUGUUAUAGUACUGUAAUGAGCAGUUAGUGCUUUUAAAAAUGUAUUUUAAAAUUGUUUUAGCUUUUUAUGUUCAAUUAAAAUGUUGUCCCAUGUUGUCAUUUUCCCAUGUGUUGACAGAGGACAAGUAGUAUAGGACAUCUGUAGAAGUGAGUGUUUACAUUUAGAAGAUUUUACUAAAUAUUUCCACAAAUUAAAUAAAAUAAUUGAAAUGAUCUUAUUUUUUAUUUGGGCUGAUUUUGACUAAUCAAACAAAAAUCGAUCCUCAGAAUAUCAUAUUUCUGUAACAAGUUGUUAACCAGCACUUGUGUAUCUUACUUCUCUCUUUAUUUUUGUCAAAUUAAAAGUGUUAUUAUAUUAGUUGGGAAAACACUAUCAAUACUGAACAACAAUAUAUGUAAAGUGUGAGAUAGAUUUGAGCCAAACUGUAACUCAGUAAAAUCUUUGAAAUUGUUGCAAUGUUGAAUUUAUUUUGUUGUUCAGUAUAUAUAUAUAUUUUAAACAAUAUAACUUACUAUGAGAUAUGUAGUAAAAAUGCAACAAAAUGUUGAUUAAUUAUCAGAGCACUGUGCAAUGUUACAACAUCUUUAUUAGAUUGUGGAUAUGUUGUUAAUCUAAUUCAUGGUAGUUUUAACAUUUUGUGGAGGUAUUUGUAAAUAUAGUAAAUAUAUUUGGGAAGACAUUUGUGUGCUUUUUUUUUGGUCAUUUGAAUGCUAGGAAACAACAAGUAAGUCUUAGUUUAUUACUAUGUAAUUACUAUUUUCC
Molecule: messenger RNA, 1989 nt
Organism: Oncorhynchus keta (chum salmon)
Lineage: Eukaryota; Metazoa; Chordata; Actinopteri; Salmoniformes; Salmonidae
Gene: cnrip1b
Product: cannabinoid receptor interacting protein 1b
Exons: 3
Coding region: 132-614 (160 amino acids)
Biological process (GO): negative regulation of signaling receptor activity
Cellular component (GO): plasma membrane
Molecular function (GO): type 1 cannabinoid receptor binding
Source: RefSeq, a predicted model, not a curated record